Molecule: messenger RNA, 1550 nt
Organism: Candidula unifasciata
Lineage: Eukaryota; Metazoa; Mollusca; Gastropoda; Stylommatophora; Geomitridae
Source: the annotation of a GenBank genome assembly
AGAGACCUGUGUACAGCAUCAAGAACCUGACUGCCAGCCUGCAGGAGACCCAGUACAGCUGUGCCUGUGACCCACCUUGUGAUGGCAAACUUGUCUGCUACACCCCAGGAAAAUGCUACAUACACAAGGACAAACAGACAGGGCUGUUCAGCCGCAACUGUUUUACAUCCAUGGAGAUCUCCCGACUCAGCUGCUAUUCCAAAGCUGAGUAUGGAUUCUUUAAGUGCUGCGAGGGUAACAUGUGCAACGAGAAUUUGAAUCUGGAUCCUCUGCCCAGUAAGACUGUUGAUAAGAAAGAGUCAGACCUCAAUUUGAUCAUCAUCAUCACAGUUUCCAUCGCGGCCGCUGUCCUUGUGUUGGUGAUUGGGGCCUUGUUCUUUGUGCGCAGACAUAUGCACAAACGUAGAGCAGAGAGUCUUCUGUUGGCGCCAGAGGUUAGACUACUGGACGAUGAUGGUCUGUGUAGAGGAUUUCAUGUGGGUUCCAAGCAGGACCAGUGGUCGUCUGGAAGUGGGUCAGGUCAACCCACCUUGGUGCCAAGGACAGUUGGGAAACAGGUUACCUUGAUUGAGAGAAUAGGAAAAGGUAGAUUUGGAGAAGUAUGGCGAGGGAAGUGGUUGGACGAGGAUGUGGCAGUGAAAACAUUUUCUUCUUUGGAGGAGAUCAGCUGGAACCAGGAGACAGACAUUUACAACACAGGAAUGUUACAUCAUGAGAACAUCCUGGGCUACUAUGCUUCAGACACAGUGGGCAUUCUCUCCUGCACACAGAACUGGUUGAUCCUGCAGUAUCAUCGCAAUGGGUCUUUAUAUGAUUAUUUGCAGCGGAGUGAUCUAGACAUAGAGGAGAUGUUGUUGUUGGCACACUCAGCAGCUGCAGGACUUGCCCACCUCCACACUGAGAUCAAGGAAGGGACUGGCAAGCAUGAAAAACCUGGAAUAGCUCACAGGGACAUCAAAUCCAAGAACAUCCUGGUCAAAGACAACGGGCAGUGCUGCAUCGGAGACCUGGGCCAUGCUGUCAGAAGUAGUUGUUUAAAAACUGACACCGGACCAGACAAAUUAUUGGUCGGGACGAAACGAUACAUGGCACCAGAGGUGCUGACAGGGACUUUGAACUCGGAUGUUUUUGAGUCAUUUAAGUGCGUCGAUGUUUACGCUUUUGGACUUGUUUUGUGGGAAAUAGCCAGGAGAGCACGACCAUUUGCAGAAGAGUACAGAAUUCCAUUCUGGGAUAUUGUUCCGGCAGAUCCAAGUUUUGAAGAUAUGAAGAGGGCGGUGGCCACCGAGAAAUUGAGACCUCCCAUCCCCAACAAGUGGGCAAAGGAGCCCAUGAUGUGUGAGAUUGCUCAGCUGAUAUGUGAAUGCUGGGCACACAACCCCAAAGUCCGCCUGACCAUCCUGCGAGUGAAGAAGAACUUGCUCAACAUGCUCAAAGCAGCCAGCGGCCACAACUCUGAAAAACUGGAGAAACUUUCACCAAGAAUUGUAGAAACCAGCAGCAGAAGUAGUUCGGGAAACAGUUCCGGAAAUUUCAGUGGUCAUUUGUGA